Trifolium pratense (red clover) is the source of this 2074-nucleotide messenger RNA. Its product is annotated as xyloglucan 6-xylosyltransferase 2-like. The coding region runs from base 505 to 1869 and encodes 454 amino acids. Gene Ontology annotation, cellular component: membrane; trans-Golgi network; endosome. The record is from RefSeq and is a predicted model, not a curated record. The transcript has a single exon. Gene Ontology annotation, biological process: xyloglucan biosynthetic process. NCBI's taxonomy places the organism in Eukaryota, Viridiplantae, Streptophyta, Magnoliopsida, Fabales, Fabaceae. Gene Ontology annotation, molecular function: hexosyltransferase activity; UDP-xylosyltransferase activity; xyloglucan 6-xylosyltransferase activity.
CAAACAGCAAUAAAUAGAAUUAAAAUAUCCUACAUGAUACGAAAUAUUUUAUCUAGAGUUAAAAAUGUUAAGAAUUUCAUAUAAAAAUUUACAACUUUAGUCAAUUUUCGAUAAAAAAAAAAAAAAAAAAUUUCCCCCAAUCUAAACGGUACAUAUAUAUUUUUUGACUAAUUUAAGCCGCUACAAUUCCUUUUUGACUAAUUUAACCAGCACAUAAGAUUUGAAAAUAAAAUAAAAUAAAAACGCGUAAAAAUAAGAAAUUAGACAUAGACAGAGAGAUAAUAGUGGGAAAAGAUUCUGAGUUUAUUCAUUCCAUUAACUCUUCACACUUCUUACACUGCAUCUCAUCGAUCUCAUUUUGUGGAUCUUUCUUUCUUCUCCACCGACACAAGCUCCUUCAAACAAAAACACUUUUUAUUUUACCAUUAUACCCUCACAUUCUUCAUCUCUUACCACCGAAACCAUCCAUUGGCUUCAAUUCUCUGCAUCGCACCUCGCAAAACAAUGCUGGAGCGGUGCCUCGGAUCUCGCCGUCUCCGUCAGAUGCAACGCGCCUGCCGCCGCGGCUCCCUCACCUUCCUCUGUCUUUUCCUCACCGUCAUCGUCCUCCGUGGCACUAUCGGUGCCGGUAAAUUCGGUACUCCGGAACAAGACCUCAACGAGAUCCGUCAACAAUUCUACUCGCGUGGCCGGCGCGUUGAACCUCACCGUGUUCUCGAAGAAGUUCAAUCCACCGAAACCAACAACAACAACAAUAAUAAUUACGCUACUUUCGAUAUUUCGAAGAUCCUCAAAGAUGAAGAAGGUGGAGAUGAUGAAAAACGCGAUCCAAAUAUACCUUAUACUCUUGGACCGAAAAUCUCCGAUUGGGAUGAACAACGAUCAGAGUGGUUGAAGAAUAACCCUGAUUACCCUAAUUUUAUUAGACCUAAUAAACCACGUGUUCUUUUAGUUACUGGUUCUUCGCCUAAACCGUGUGAGAAUCCAGUUGGCGAUCAUUAUUUGUUGAAAUCGAUUAAAAAUAAGAUUGAUUAUUGUCGGCUUCAUGGAAUUGAGAUUUUCUAUAAUAUGGCUUUACUUGAUGCUGAAAUGGCUGGUUUUUGGGCCAAAUUACCUUUGAUUAGGAAACUUUUGUUGUCACAUCCUGAAGUUGAGUUUCUUUGGUGGAUGGAUAGUGAUGCUAUGUUUACUGAUAUGGCUUUUGAGGUUCCGUGGGAGCGUUAUAAGGAUCAUAAUUUUGUUAUGCAUGGUUGGAAUGAGAUGAUUUAUGAUGAGAAGAAUUGGAUUGGUUUGAAUACUGGUAGUUUUUUGUUGAGGAAUUGUCAAUGGUCACUUGAUAUUCUUGAUGCUUGGGCACCAAUGGGACCUAAAGGGAAGAUUAGAGAUGAAGCUGGGAAAGUUCUUACUAGGGAGUUGAAGAAUCGACCGGUUUUCGAAGCUGAUGAUCAGUCUGCUAUGGUUUAUUUGUUGGCAACUGGGAAGGAACAAUGGGGUGGGAAAGUUUAUCUUGAGAAUCAUUAUUAUUUGCAUGGUUAUUGGGGGAUUUUGGUUGAUAGAUAUGAAGAAAUGAUUGAGAAUUAUCAUCCUGGUUUUGGUGAUCAUAGAUGGCCACUUGUUACUCAUUUUGUCGGGUGUAAACCUUGUGGGAAGUUCGGUGAUUACCCGGUUGAAAGAUGUUUGAAACAAAUGGAUCGUGCUUAUAAUUUUGGCGAUAAUCAGAUAUUGCAGAUGUAUGGUUUUACUCAUAAAUCACUUGCUAGUAGAAGAGUGAAGAGAGUUAGGAAUGAGAGUAGUAAUCCUCUUGAUGUUAAGGAUGAACUUGGAUUGCUUCAUCCUGCUUUUAAAGCUAUCAAGUUGCCAACUUCUUGAUUAUUUUGUUUUGUUUUGUUCUGUUUUGUUUUUUCAACAGGUUAUGAUUAGCUUCUUCAAGAUUGAGCUAUUGUUUCCAUUUCACAUGAUUGCAUCCCCCACUAUACUAUGCUCUCAUUGCAAUCAUGUAUAAUACAUGUCAACUCUGUAAUUGUAUUUGUUGUUAUUCAUCUCUUUAUUUAAUUAUCAAAUUUGUUAUCUUUUA